Messenger RNA from Aplysia californica (California sea hare), 1334 nucleotides. Its product is annotated as 45 kDa calcium-binding protein. NCBI's taxonomy places the organism in Eukaryota, Metazoa, Mollusca, Gastropoda, Aplysiida, Aplysiidae. The record is from RefSeq and is a predicted model, not a curated record. Gene Ontology annotation, biological process: calcium-ion regulated exocytosis. Gene Ontology annotation, molecular function: calcium ion binding. Gene Ontology annotation, cellular component: endoplasmic reticulum.
GUAUCAUCUUCAAGCCCGUCGGGUCCUGAUGCUGUGCAACUGCAGAACAACCCUCGCAACACACAGUGGAUAACUUUUGGAGCAGGGAGGAGGAGGCGUUUUCGCUCUUUGAAUCUGUAUGCCUACUUGUCUGUCUGUCCAUCUGUCUGUCUUCCUAUCUUUCUGUCUGUCUGUCAGUCCGUACAUCUUAUCUCUUUGUGAUCAAAGCUGAGGAACGAAUUUCCCCAUUGUUCAGCUUUCUCAUCGACAAAUGACUGCGGAGGAAAAGCUAUAACGGCGUAUCUCAGCCCCUUGCCAUAUUUCGACUUAGCCUAACCUGCAGAAGUAGUGACGGACUUUUAAAACACCAGCCAUGUUUUCUGGCGUGAUGCUUAUCGUGGUGCUCAGCGGUUGUCUGUUGAUUGGUCCGGCCUGCGGCAAUCCAGUACCCCGUAAUUUUGACCUUGAGGGGAAGGAAGGGAACAAUGUGGAGGUGAAGGACGCGGUCAACGAGGAAGUGGCUGAUGGGAAAGUCCAACAGCUGGGCGUCGACUUACUGCCUAAUCAGAAUAAUGACGCAGCUGGAGACGGGCAGUUGCAGCAGCCUGACCCAGACAACGAAGGUGACGAUGAUGAUGCGGGCAAUUUGGGCCGACAGGAAGUGGAUGGAAUGGGACCUGGGAUAGCAGACGCACCAGGACAGGCAGACGCCACAGAUAUGGACAAGCACCUCAAGCUCAUCGGAGAGAUGGUGGAUAAAGUUGGGAGCGGACAAAGACGGGGACGGCAGCCUGUCUAGUGCGGAAAUGGAGGCUUGGAUCAAGGCCAAGAUGAGCGAACAUUUCUUGGAGGCCUCGGAGGAGAACGACAAGAUCUUCGUCCAUCUGGACCCCGACGGCGAUGGAUUCAUUAAGUGGAAGGAGUACUAUAUCCACUUCCUGCUGUCCCGAGGAUUCGACCCCAAGAGCUCCAUGAAGCACGUGCAGGACUACGACGACUCGGUGCAGCUAGACCAGGCCGACAAGGACGCCUUAGUGUCGUACAAGUUCCGCUGGAUGGAGGCGGACUCCGAUCCCAUGGACAACCAGCUGACCAAGGAGGAGUUCAUGGCUUUCCGCCACCCGGAGCACAGCAAGCGCUCGCUGGAGACCAUGGCGCGCAAUGUCUUCCGAGGAGUCGACACCAACGACGACAAGGUGAUCACGGAGGACGAGUUCAUCAUGCUGCCUCCCGGGGAGGUGGAAAACGAGGAGUACGCGGAGAUGGACAGAAAGUGGCAGGAGGAGAGGAAGAAAGAGUUCCGGGAGAUCAUGGACCUGAACCACGACGGGCAGGUGGACAUGAAGGAGAUGGAG